Messenger RNA from Trachemys scripta elegans, 4304 nucleotides. RefSeq lists its product as uncharacterized. The transcript is spliced from 2 exons. Lineage: Eukaryota; Metazoa; Chordata; Testudines; Emydidae. The coding region runs from base 166 to 2010 and encodes 614 amino acids. Gene Ontology annotation, cellular component: cytoplasm. The record is from RefSeq and is a predicted model, not a curated record.
AAUGUGACCACUUAAUUGUUAGCAGUGCCAUCGAGAAGCCAAUACCGGAUUAGACAGAAGAGACUCAGCAAAGGUAAAGCAGGAUAGCAACUUCCUCAUUUACAAUUCCAUAACGUGCUUGAAAUUUAAAGAGCAACAUUUGCUAGUGUGGGACUCCUGCAAACUAUGAAGGAGCUUAAAGCAGCAGCACCAGCCAAACAAGACAUUUUAAGAGACUAUGUUGCAUUCUAUGGCACGAAGUGGUCGGAAGGAAAACUUCUGAUCUGCAACGAGACAACGAUAAAAGCAAAAGCUAAACACUUCCUGGAGUCUGGUGCCUGCCCUGCUGAGAGAUUUAGCAGGUUUAGCUUCUACAGCAUUGCAGAGAAUUGUUUAAAGAUGAAAAAGCAACAAGGAGGCAAUGUUUUCAAAAACCUCAUACAAGCUUUCGAGUUCCUGGAGCUGCUCUGCAUCAACCUGUUCCUCUCUCCUUGGAGAAAAGAAAUAAAGUCGCUGAAGACGUUUACAGGUAAUUUUGUCUACUGUGUUCAAUCAGUGCUCCCAGAAAACGUAGUAAAAACAAUACUGGAGAAAAUAGGUUACAUUGCAACAACAGCAACAGAGUAUUCACUUGUCAGAAAGAUAAAUGAGGAGGAAACAAAAGAGACUGCAUUUGAAAUAUUUCUUGCAAGAAUCGAGUGUGAAACCAUCCUUGAAAUGAUAAACGAAGUACAACACAGUGAUUUGGGAGAUAUCCUACAGAAGAGAGCACAAAAGCAUUGGUAUCAUGAAGAAAACAAGGAGAGAGAGAGUCAACCCUUCCAGAGAGAGGGCCCUGAAAAUCUGGAAAACAAAGAAAAUAAUGAGAUUUCUUCAUGCCUUGGUGCUCAACAGAAGUCCUCAACAAAGAGUGAGAAAUCCUUUGAAACUGCUGGAAAUAGUAAGAUCAAAGAUGAAUCCCAUUUUAAACCUCCUGCUGAUGUGCCUCAGUUAGCAUCUACUCAAUCCACUAGCAGGCUUCAAGUACACCAGAGGCAAGUGAGUGAGUCAGCACACUCUCCUGGCAAAUGCUCAGAUAGCGAAGACUUCUUGAACAAAUACAGUGACAUUGUCAUAGGACAAAAGCCUAUCUUCAGUGAGAAUUCUUCUCAGAAAGUGUUUGAAGAGAAGCUAAGAGGCGAUCAGCGUGAAGAAUGUGUUUUGGUGAUCUCAACACCGUUGACAGCAAACGAAGCUGGCCCCAAACCACUCUCACCAGGUGCAAGCGGCCCACAAGCCUUUGCAAUAUUUACUGACGCUAUUCCUGAAAGCAGAAAUGCCCUUGAUAAAUACAGAGCCCAAGAGGUCCCUGAAGAAACCAUCGAAGCAAAAAUCAGUGAUGCCAUGAAUUGCAUAGGCACCUCCACAAAUCCUGCAGAUCAACCCCAGGAGCUGAAGCCCCUGUCUCAUGUCAAUACAGUUGUUACAGAAUGUAAUUUAACCAGAGAAGACAAAAUCUGUGAAAUGUCUUUAUCUUUUAGCAAACUAAAAAUCCAGGAAGCCAGUGAUGAAGGGCUUAUGUAUCCAGUAGAGGAAACUGCACAACCUGAGUGUAUAACGAAUGUAAAUACAAGUGAUAAAGACAUCAGAGAAUGGAAUCACUCCAAGAUGAAAUAUAUAUAUCCAGCUAGGAUUCAGACAACAAAUAAAGCACCUUUCAGUGUUGGUCAGUCUUCCUCAAACCUACUUGGUAACGCCACUGGGGGCCCCGAGUGUCCUACCACUGGCUCGGAUAAUAAGAGACUAUUAACAGAUACGCCUGGUACACAUGCAACUUCAGAGGGUUUCAGACACAUCAGAGAGCCACCUAAUCUCACUUACAUCCCUCCCAGAAGUAUUUAUGUUCCACCUUCAGGCCCUAGCGCCACCACUGUGAAUUGUAGGAAGAGCCACUUACAGCCUGAAGGAGGUUCGCUUGAGUCCUCUUCAUCUACAGAAGUGAAUGAAAUUAACCAAGAGGACUAUGUAAUUAUCAGCAAGGAUGGUGAAUAAGGAAUGCCAGGCCCAUAUGAGUCGGAAAAUGCCCUUCACCAUUGGUCUACAACAUACAUGUAUUUCCAGGCUGGUCUUGGUCCUCUCUUGAGCAAAGAUUCGUCAUACCAAAGCACGUGCUGCUUUUGGGUAGUGAAGAAAGGGUCCAUUAGUCUGCUCUAACUAUUUGUCUUCAGUGAUCACACUGAUACUCAGGUGCUCAGACCUGAAUGGUCACCUGUUUUUAAUUUGUGUGUAUUAAAAAUAAGGAUAAAUUCACAAAUGUAUUUGAUAUGAUAUAUAAGUUAGACACCAGGGCCUGCUGUAUUUGGCUUCUGACAGGUUUUUCAAAUACAUAUACUGCCACUUUUUCUCUUUCUCUCUCUAACAAGUAAUUCUUGCAGCAAGGCAGCAAAUUUACCUCAAAGAAUGAAAUAAAGUCUAAAAUGUUAUGCAAUGGGAAAAAUAGAUAAAUGAUUCCAAAUGAAGGUUCACUGUUUAUAGCCUCUCCCAUGCCUCAUUCAAGUUAAAUUUGAAGCUCAUCUCCAGUUGCGCAUAACAUUUCAGUGAAGUUAGCUUUUGAGCUAAUAUUCCUUUUGCUUGUACUCAGUCCUAAGAUUGAUUUAGAAAGUUUGGUAAAAUUCUGUUUGGACGUUCGGGAAAAAAAAAAACGGAGGUAAAACACACUCUGCCAAGACAUUUUCAGAUGUAUUUUUGCGUUAGAAUAAUCCUGUGGGUCUUCUAAAUAUACUUGAUUCUGUACAAUUAUAGGUUUUGAUACUUCCCUCUGUUUGCUACCACCAAAUAAUACCAAAAGAAAAAAAUGUUUUGUCUUAAGCCCCAGUUCUGAAAUUUGACUCUCUCAAACAAACCCUUAUGUCUGUACAAAAUCCUGUUGAACUCAAUGGUGCUUAGUGCAGGAAAAGGGAUGGCUGGCUUGGGGCCUUAAUGAGGACUAGUGCCUUUAACCAAUAUGACAAAAAUUGUUUAUUAAAUGAAGUUAUAACCUUUUGAAAACUACAUGCUUUUCUUGCACUAUACAUUGUUUUCUACUAACUUUUUAGCAAUAUAAUGAAGUUCCAUACUCCAGAUAUACUCUCAUGUACAUAUACACCAAGAUUUUCAAAAAUACAUGCUAAAGUUAAAACCAAAGGUAAGCUCCUAAAUAAGUAGCCUGAGUGCUGACCAGCAACUGACUUCAAUGGGAGUUGGUUUUGGUCACUUAUUCGGGAGCCCUCUGUUGUCAAACUUAAGCAUUUAAAAAUCAUGAUUCAGGCCCAAACGAAUAAUGGAAUUUUUGUGUGUAUAUAUUUCAGUUUCUUGCCUUGUCUUCUGGGUUUUGAUUCUUUAGGGUUCACAUUUUCAUUUUUUUCUCCAUGAGGGCUAGAAACACACUUUAACCCCCCACCCCCACCCCCAAAGGACAAGACAGAAAGUUGAGAUUCUUACUUAACCACAUGACUUCAGGGGCUGCGGAUUUAAGAAAAACACCAACUAUUGGGAAUAUUGCAACAAAAUAACAAGAAUUGGCAACUCUGUGAGACUAACUUUCAGUUCCUUAUAUGGAAAAUCUUGGCUAUUAAGUGUAAAUACAAACAUGUGCCUGAAGCAGUAUGCAAAUAUUACAUUUAUUUGUAUUGUUGUUCAUUUAGAUAACAUGCAAUAUCAGAUAAGAGCAUGUGUAACAGUACAUUUGACUGCUGAAAGUAUCUUUUUUCCAAAAUAGUGCUUAGUAUAAAGCAGAAUAAAAAAAGUGUAUUCUAAUGCUAAGCUCAAUAUAUUUUUCAGAAAUCUUAAGCAAUCUCCUUAGUAAAAGGUAUUAUAACUUAGAUAUUUCCAAUACCAAUUCUUUCCUAGAGUUGCUUAUUUGUAUAUAGAGAAAUAGUUGCUGAUCAUUUCUUCAAGUUCUUUAUAAUGUCACCAUCUGGAUUGUAAAACGGUAGUUCUGUGCCAAGAGAAAAAGAAAAACAGGAUUCUUACGGGGUGAAAGAAAGAGUGGGGCUAUCAGGAAAGCUGAAGAACUCACACAGGGAAAGCUCUGUACUUUGAAAAAGUCACUGGAGAAUCCCUGCAAUGAAGCUCUUAGAAGUCUUAACAGUAGCGGGUGUAAAACCCUGACUCCAUUGAAGUCAAUGGCAGGAUUGCACCUAAGGUUUGAGGGAAGUUUACGUUACACACACGAGCAGAUAUUCCUGUGUGCAUAUAUGUCUUCCAAGUCCACAUUCAUGUUCUUGCUAAACUUUGUUUCGUUUAUUGUGUUUUUAUAAGAUGCAAUUCCCCCCUCACCCCCCAUUGGGGAUUAUUAAAGUUCCUCU